Lycium ferocissimum is the source of this 1072-nucleotide messenger RNA. RefSeq lists its product as uncharacterized. NCBI's taxonomy places the organism in Eukaryota, Viridiplantae, Streptophyta, Magnoliopsida, Solanales, Solanaceae. The record is from RefSeq and is a predicted model, not a curated record. Bases 310 to 687 code for a protein of 125 amino acids. The transcript has 3 exons.
AGAAUCAUUUAUGUUUAUUUCAUUACCUAGCUCCCUCUCUCUUCUUAUUUUUUUAAUAUUAUGUACAUAUAUAGGCUGGAACAUGGGCUAGAACUCUUUCGUCUUCUUAUCUCCACGGAUUUUCUGGUUGCUUGUUGGCUUUUUAUAGAAUCCGAAAAUAAGGUGACAAUAGGCGGCUUCUUAACAAACUUUUCAAAUUAUGGGCUGAGUAUAGUCAAAUUUUGUUUUCUUUAAAUUAAAAGAGUGUGAAGCAAGAAAAUCAGAGCAUUCUUAUUUUUCUAAGUUGGUGAAUAUUUUCGUACUCGCAUUAUGAAGAUUUUGGUUGGGUUCUUUGUUUUGUUCUUGGUGAUGGGGACAGCUUUGGUUUGCUCUGUUUCCUAUGGCAAGGGAGGCACUUCAUCCACUUCUGGAAUGUCCUUGACAUGGCGAGGAAAUGAGUUGACAAUGAGGAUAAAAAGCAGAAAGCUACAGGGCAAUGGCUAUGGACCAAGAACCGAUGAUGAUGAUGAGGAGGGUGAAGCAGGGAAGAUAAACCUGGAAGAUUACCGUCAUCCGAUGGAUCCAGUUCCAAGCUCAAAAGCUUAUGUAAGACCUGGUCCUAUACAGCACGGGACACCUCUCAUGCCUUAUAUUCCCAAGCAGCCUUCACCUCCUCCCAGUCGCUCCAAGCCUGUUGGGUUUCCAUAAGCUUGUCAUCGUACAAAUAAUGUGUACUGGUCACUUUUUGGUCAUGUUUUUUGAAAAAAAAUCUACUAUUCCGGAGUGUCAAAUUUCUCAAGUGAAGUUACAGGUUCUUAUCCUGAAGUUUUUUUGUGAAUUUUGAAACUUCAGUAUAAGGGUUAUUUUGCAAUUAUAAGGACUGAAAAGUGACUAUUUGUGAACUUUUCCUUGUUUUUAUCCCAGUAUCAUUCCCACGAAAUGGCUGUGCUUUAAGUUAGAAGAAUGUAAUAAUUUCGAAAGAACCAUGUCUCUUUAUUUGUUUUCUUUUGUUGUAACAAGUUAAUUUCGCUUGUGAGUUUGCAAUUGCAUAAUUGAUACACCAUUUGUUUCCUUUUACGUGAUACUAUUAUUA